Salvelinus namaycush (lake trout) is the source of this 1021-nucleotide messenger RNA. RefSeq names its product netrin receptor UNC5B-a-like. The record is from RefSeq and is a predicted model, not a curated record. The annotation marks the transcript as partial. The transcript is spliced from 7 exons. Lineage: Eukaryota; Metazoa; Chordata; Actinopteri; Salmoniformes; Salmonidae.
AUGGAACUGCUGUCAGAGAGCAGUGACUACAGCGAGGUGAUAUCCGACUCCUUCCCCUCCGCCCCGGCAGAACCUCUCCCAGAGUUCCAGCUGGAACCCGAGGAUGGGUUCGUCGUAAAGAACCGUCCGGUGCAGCUCCGCUGUAGGGCCGCCCCCGCUACGCAGAUAUACUUCAAAUGUAACGGAGAGUGGGUCAACCAGAACGAUCAUGUGACCAAAGAGAGCCUCGACCAGAUCACAGGCCUGGUGGUGAGGGAGGUGGAUAUCUCUGUAUCGAGGACCCAGGUGGAGGAACUGUUUGGUCUGGAGGACUACUGGUGUCAGUGUGUUGCCUGGAGCUCUGCAGGCACCACCAAGAGUAGCCGGGCGUACGUCCACAUCGCAUAUCUGCGUAAGUCCUUUGAACAGGAGCCUCUGGGUCGAGAGGUGAGAUUGGAGCAGGAGGUGUUGCUGCAGUGUCGACCCCCUGAGGGUAUUCCCCCUGCUGAGGUUGACUGGUUAAAGAAUGAGGAAACCAUAGACCCAGCUCAGGACUCUAACUUCCUGAUGACCAUUGAUCAUGACCUCAUUAUUAAACAAGCCCGUCUCUCUGACACGGCCAACUACACUUGUGUGGCACGUAACCAUGUAGCCAGGAGACGCAGUAGUACCGCCACGCUUAUCGUCUAUGUGAGUGGGGGCUGGUCUUCGUGGACUGAGUGGUUGGAGUGUAACGCCCAGUGUGGGCGGGGCUGGCAGAGACGGACACGCAGCUGCACCAAUCCCGCUCCUCUAAACGGGGGAGCCUUCUGCGAGGGCCCGCCUACUCAGAGAAUUACAUGCACCACUAUAUGUUCAGUGGACGGAGGCUGGACAGAGUGGGCCAAGUGGUCAGUGUGCGGGACAGAAUGUACCCAUUGGACAAGCAGGGAGUGUCAGGCCCCCCCGCCCCGAAACGGAGGACUCCACUGUAGUGGGAGCAUGAUGGAGAGCAAGAACUGCACCGGCGGACUCUGUACACGCAUGCGUCAGAACGAGGGCG